Molecule: messenger RNA, 999 nt
Organism: Anopheles maculipalpis
Lineage: Eukaryota; Metazoa; Arthropoda; Insecta; Diptera; Culicidae
Product: homeobox protein Hox-D4-like
Exons: 1
Coding region: 4-999 (331 amino acids)
Biological process (GO): regulation of transcription by RNA polymerase II
Cellular component (GO): nucleus
Molecular function (GO): DNA-binding transcription factor activity, RNA polymerase II-specific; RNA polymerase II cis-regulatory region sequence-specific DNA binding
Source: RefSeq, a predicted model, not a curated record
AAGAUGUCUCGUUCGUUUCUAGUGGACUCGUUGAUCAGUGACAAGCCAGCGCCAGCGGUGAAAAAAAGUUUCCCCUAUGCGGGUCCCUUCACACAACUUCCAGUGACUCCGCCGGGAACGACACUGCCCUACUCGGCUUGCUAUGUUGGAAGCUAUCUGUUCUCGCUUGGAUUACAACAGCAACAGCAACAGCAGCAGCAUAUGCUCCAGCACCAUCCCCAACAAAGUCUGUUCCCGCACACGACCGCAUUGCCACACACACCCACCAACCAGCCCAUCGUUCCGUUCUGGCAAUCAGACGCUAAGCUCGAACUAUCCCCGAAGCUUUACCAACCGACGGAUGUUUCACCUCCGAAACUGUCCCCCAAGGAGGAUUACUACCGCAAGUUGUACCGCUGUGAAAAGACGCCAGAACGAUACGCACCCUAUCCUACCGUUUCCGGACGCCCCACCACCGAAACUUUAUCGAGUGCCUGUGUCAGUGUAACGGCUGGAACUCCCACCAUUCCAUCGGGAAGUCCAUCACCAACGCGCUCCAACGAUCUCUCCCAAACGUACACCAUCGAUGACGAGCUGUCCAGCAAGCGCAUCCGUACAGCCUUUACCAGCACCCAGCUACUCGAGCUGGAGCGCGAGUUUGCCGGCAACAUGUACCUUACCCGUCUGCGACGCAUCGAGAUCGCCACACGUCUUCGACUGUCCGAGAAGCAAGUCAAGAUUUGGUUCCAGAACCGACGCGUUAAGCGCAAGAAGGGAGAUACUCCAUUCGGGGCCGAGUUGGGUGGAGUUGCGUCCACAUCUGCUGGAGGUCGUCACUCACCGAAGGAACAUCAACAUGGUCAACACUGCUGUUGCCGUGGAUCACACUGUGGUGGUGGUGGAGGUUCGGAUUCUGAAGAUCUGCCUCAGCGAACAUCGGAAGAACGGACAACGGCUUCUCCCGUCGGCAGUCAGCAGCAAGAGAAAGCAUGGGACUUUAGCAAAGCCUACCAACAUUAG